UAUCAACAUGCGGGAUGGAAGUAUUGACUGUAGCCAACGUGUGAAGUGAGAAAAAGUAAUUCAUAUCACAUUAGCUGCCAGAUAUAUGUGUUUUGGCAUAUACUUUUGGAAAUAUGGCGAACACCAACCUCCAGUUCAAAACUAAUUAUGCAGUUUCUAGCAAGAUCGAGCCUUUUUACAAAGGAGGAAAAGUGCAGGUCAGCAAAGAUGAACAGUACAUCUUCUGCACUUGUGGAACUCGUGUCAAUGUUUUGGAGAUCAGCACAGGGAAGAUCGUUCACAGCAUCGAGCACGAUGAUCAGGAAGACAUCACAUCAUUUGCACUCAGCUGUGAUGAUGAGCUUCUGGUCACCGCCAGUAGGGCUCUGCUGCUGAAGCAGUGGGACUGGAGGCAAGCUCAAUGUACUCGCUCCUGGAAAGCCAUUCACAUGGUCCCGGUAGCCAGUAUGACCUUUGACUCCACAUCCACUCUCCUCGCCACAGGAGGCUGUGACGGCACUAUUAAGAUCUGGGAUGUGGUGAAACAAUACUGCACACACAACCUCAAAGGAUCGUCAGGCGUUGUACACCUUGUAGAGUUCCACCCAGAUAUCAACCGGCUGCAGCUUUUCUCCUCCUCUUUGGACUGUGGCAUUCGGCUGUGGGACCUGCGCUCUAGUGAGUGUAUUUGUGUCCUGCAGAGCCACUACAGCGCUGUGACCUCUCUCAGCUUCAGCGCCGAUGGUGACACCAUGGUCAGCUCUGGUAGAGAUAAAAUCUGCACAGUGUGGGACCUGCAGACCCGGAAACCCAAGAGAACUGUACCUGUAUAUGAGGCUGUGGAAGGGGUUGUACUGCUGCCUGAGAGUAAGGACUUUUCUGAGAUUGAAGUAAAGAGCAAGGACUUACAUUUCAUCACAGCUGGAAGCAAAGGUGUGUUGAGAGUAUGGGAGGCCAGCACCGCACGCUGCAUCUACACCCAGACGCUCCCUUCCACUCUCAGCCUUGUUUCUGAUGAGGGCGAAGACCAGGACGACAACCCCCGCAGUCUGACGUACCUGCUCCACCUGCCGGCAUCCUCCAGACUGGCUACAGUUACUGCUGAACACAAUAUACUGCUCUACCAGCUGCCUGCUCUCACCACACAGCAGCAGUUUGUUGGUUACAGCGAUGAAGUGUUGGAUGUGAAGUUCUUGGGAAAAAAUGACAGUCACAUUGUGGUGGCCACCAACAGCUGUCAGCUCAAAGUGUUCGAGCUGCAGACAAACAGCUGUCAGAUUCUCUACGGACACACAGAUACUGUCCUCUCAUUGGAUGUGUUCAAGAAGGGCUCUUUGUUUGCAAGUUGUGCAAAGGACAGGUCAGUGCGUGUGUGGCAGAUGGAUGCUGAUAGUGGUCAGGUGCACUGUGUUGCACGUGGUUCAAGCCACACCAAUGCUGUGGGCUCCAUCACCUGCUCCAGGAUGACGGCAUCUUUCAUAGUGUCUGGCAGUCAGGAUUGCACUGUGAAGGUGUGGGAUCUGCCUGCGGAUUUGUCAACCACAGGGACAGAUGUGUAUGAGCUGACUGUACGCGCCACUGAGAAGGCACAUGAUAAGGAUGUAAACAGUGUUGCAGUAUCACCUAAUGACAAACUGCUGGCUUCAGGGUCUCAGGACCGCACGGCUAAGCUGUGGUCUUUGGCAGGCGAAGGGAGCCUGAGCCUGCUCGGGGUGUUUCGGGGCCAUCGUCGGGGGGUUUGGGCUGUCUGCUUCUCCCCCGUCGAUCAGGUGCUGGCCACCUCAUCUGCAGAUGGCACCACUAAGCUCUGGGGUCUGCAGGACUUCAGCUGCCUCAAGACAUUUGAGGGGCAUGACGCAUCAGUUUUGAAGGUCAUCUUUGUGAGCCGAGGCACUCAGUUACUCACAAGUGGCUCAGAUGGUUUGGUAAAGCUGUGGACCAUAAAAACCAACGAGUGUGUGAAGACCCUGGACGCCCACCAGGACAAAGUGUGGGGUCUCCACAACAGCCGCAAAGACGACAAGAUGGUGACGGGGUCUGCAGACUCAAAUAUCACUGUGUGGGAAGAUGUGACAGAAGUGGAGCUGGCAGAGGAGCAGGCUAAGCAGGAGGAUCAGAUACUCAAGCAGCAGGAACUGUCCAACCUCCUCCAUGAGAAGAAGUAUUUCAAAGCCCUGGGUCUCGCCAUCUCGCUGGACCAGCCUCACACUGUCCUGACUGUUAUCAAAGCGAUUCGUCAGGGAGCAGAAAACCAAGAGCUGCUGGAGAAAACAUUGCUGAAACUUCGACUGGAUCAGAAAGAGUCUCUGCUGCGCUUCUGUGUGGUUUGGAACACCAACGCCAGGAACUGUUUGGAUGCCCAGGCUGUCCUACAGGUUCUCCUUACACAUGUACCACCUGAGGAGCUGCUGCAGUACCAGGGCGCCCGAACGCACCUCGAGGGACUCAUCCCAUACACAGAGAGACACAUGCAGAGAAUUGGGCGUUUGCUGCAGGCGUCCAUGUUCCUGAACUACAUGUGGCAGAAGAUGAGAGUGGCAGGAGCCCCAGUCAGCAUCAGCCAGGAUGAAGAAAUGGACACCACUCCUCUUGCACCGACACAGCCUUUCUUCACGAUCGACAAGGAGAGGGGCAAAGGAAGUGGAGGAGAGGAGAGACCAGACGACAGGGAUGACAGUGGCAGUGAAGAAGAUGAAGAUCCAAACUGCUCGGUCGAGGAUGACCAAGAGGGCGACGAUGAGGUCAGUGUCACCAAGAAAGCCUCGGCGAAUGAGCGAGUAGAAAACGGAGAGAGCACCCAAACAAAUGGCAAUCAUCAGUCAGAAAGUGAGGACAGUUGUGAAGAGGAAGAGCCGGAGGAAGACCAGAUGGAUCUAACGACAGAAAGAGGGGUGAAAUGUUUCCCAGCCCCUUCCAGCCCUCAGAGUCAGACUAUUGCCAGCUGACGGGGAUACAGAUUACUUAACCCUGCUGUAAAAAGCUGAGGAGAUGUACUUAUCAUGGACUGCCAUCUUCAACUUCUUGCUAAAUGUGUGACUGUGCAAACAAAGAGGCAGGUGUGAGAUAGUCACACAGAUAAUAAGCCUCUGUAUGCGUUCACUUUUCCACAGCCAAGUUAAAAAUAAUUCCAGUUUUAUGCCAACAUCUGAACUGUACAGUUUAUUCAAAGUUUAGGCAGAAUCUGAAAAGGCCACCCUGGUUUCUUCAGGCAAAAUGGAAUGAAAAGCAGAUGGAGAGAUGAAAAAAGAAAGAAAGACUGCAUAAAUAUUUGUGGCAUUUAACCAGGACUUUCCUCCUUCACAGGAACAAACCAUUGUCUAGUCCUGUAAUGUGUAGUCCUGAUCUACCGGCUUGACCACAGCAGCACAAAAGGCCCUUUAUGUAACGCUGGAUUUUAUGUCAUGACUACAAAUGUUUAUAAAAUAAAUCAAUUUUUUUGUGAUUUUAAA
Molecule: messenger RNA, 3428 nt
Organism: Sphaeramia orbicularis (orbiculate cardinalfish)
Lineage: Eukaryota; Metazoa; Chordata; Actinopteri; Kurtiformes; Apogonidae
Gene: tbl3
Product: transducin beta like 3
Exons: 23
Coding region: 114-2924 (936 amino acids)
Biological process (GO): endonucleolytic cleavage in 5'-ETS of tricistronic rRNA transcript (SSU-rRNA, 5.8S rRNA, LSU-rRNA); endonucleolytic cleavage to generate mature 5'-end of SSU-rRNA from (SSU-rRNA, 5.8S rRNA, LSU-rRNA)
Cellular component (GO): 90S preribosome; small-subunit processome; nucleolus
Molecular function (GO): U3 snoRNA binding; protein binding
Source: RefSeq, a predicted model, not a curated record